AUGGCGGAGAAAAAGGACUUUGAUGGUGGCAAACUGGGAGGAGGGUGUUUUUCGCAGCUACUGUUCUCCGAUGAAGAUGUGGGUCUUGAUGCCGAUGGGUGUUUCAACUAUACAUCCUCAUUUUCUUCUGUAAAUCCUCCCAAAAUGCUUUGUUUCGGGGGAGAUUGUGGGAAUGAAACUGAUUUGGGUGGGUUUUCUGAAACCCCCAAAACUGCUCAGAAAUCUGGAGUUACAUGCAGCGAUUCAUCUUCAACAUCUUCAACUAAUAACAGCAACACCACCACCUCCAUGCCCAAAUCAAAUAAAAAACGAAAUGGGUCAGGGAAUGAAUCGGGUCUAAGGUUGAGCUCUGGUCCCGGAGCUCCGGAAGGAAGAAAGAGAAGCUGCAAGAAAACCAAGUCGGAAAACUCAUCGGAAAACGGGCAUGCAAAGGUGAAGAAAGAGAAGCUUGGAGAAAGGAUCACUGCAUUGCAACAACUUGUAUCACCCUUUGGCAAGACAGAUACAGCAUCAGUGCUUCAUGAGGCGAUGGGAUAUAUCAGGUUUCUGCAGGACCAGGUUCAGGUCUUGUGUUCUCCUUACUUGCAACGUCUGACUUCCUCGCCCCACCUCCUUGAGGGUGGAGAAUGCGAAUCAAGGAAGGAUCUGUGGAGCAGGGGUUUGUGUCUGGUUCCGAUACAGUGCACCCUACAAGUAGCAGAAACCAAUGGUGCUGAUUUCUGGUCACCUGUCACUAAGAAUAACCUUUCAUCACAGCUCUGA
This is a messenger RNA of Ilex paraguariensis (yerba mate), 762 nucleotides long. The record is from the annotation of a GenBank genome assembly. Lineage: Eukaryota; Viridiplantae; Streptophyta; Magnoliopsida; Aquifoliales; Aquifoliaceae.